Messenger RNA from Pogona vitticeps (central bearded dragon), 4316 nucleotides. RefSeq names its product scaffold protein involved in DNA repair (gene SPIDR). Gene Ontology annotation, biological process: regulation of establishment of protein localization to chromosome; double-strand break repair via homologous recombination. The record is from RefSeq and is a predicted model, not a curated record. NCBI's taxonomy places the organism in Eukaryota, Metazoa, Chordata, Lepidosauria, Squamata, Agamidae. Gene Ontology annotation, cellular component: nuclear chromosome; nucleoplasm.
CCCCCGGGCGGCGACCGUAUGAAAAACCAAGCCAAGGCGGGGCGCCUCCUCUCUUCCGCGUUCGUCGAGGAGUGUCGUCGACGUCUCUUCCAAUCAGGGGCUCCGCUGAUGAAACGGCGCCAAGUUGGAGGGGGCGUGGCAUGAACCCGGCGUCUGAAAGAGGGCUUUGUUUGGUGGUCCGCCUAGCGGAGUUGGUUGGGAGUUUUUGCUUCCAGCCGUUUCCCGCAACCCGGAGGGGGUUCGUUCUCCGUGUCACGUGGCAAACGGUAGUCCUGACGGGCGGAGAUGACCGCGAGAAAGAGGAAACGAGCAUGGCACACAGAACUUGCAUCUUUUCCAGAUGAGAAGCCUGUGGGGGGAGGAAAGAGAAAUGUCAUUGCUUCAGCGUCAGUUUCGAGUGCAUGGCUGCAUUGUGGUGAUGGAUUUCAAACAGCUUCCUCACAGGAGACAAAACGAUUUUCCAAAAAAACUUCAAGAGCUGAAAAGUGCCUUACACCAUUGCUCAAUUCAGUUGAAGGAAUCUCUAAAAGUUCAAAUGAAUUCACUGACAUAGUAUGGAGCUCCAGUGGGAGUGACAUUUCUGAUGAUGAAAAUAAGACUUUCACUUCAAAGUUCCCGUGUCUUAAAGGAGAAAAAUGUGGAAAAUUUGAUUUAAUCUCAAGGGAUAGAUAUGAUGAAGAUGAACCUCAGCUCAUUGACUGGGAGAAUGAAAGUGAUUAUGCAGAUGAUGCAAAUCCAUAUAGUGGAACAAAGCCUGAUGACAUUUCUUUGGACAUACUGGAUGCUGAUUCUUCCACAAGCAGUAAUUGUGAAUCUGAUGAAAAGGCAGAAGAUGAAUUUUCAAAGAUGAUUUCUGUAGAAAUAUCAGAGUAUUCAUCGGACAGUGAAAAGCUGGAUGAAUACAGAGUAGCCUCUGAAGCUACUAACUUAAAUUGUCGUCGGAACGUCCCGUUCAGAUCUGGAACAGGGAUUGAAAUGGAUAUGGGAAAAUCAGCACGUGACUGGUUAAAAGCUGCUCAGACCCUUCUGCAAACACCUAAGAAAAAGGCAGACAAGAGUUUGAGAACUCCAGAAGAUUCUGCAAAGAAAAGAAAAUUACUGAGGGGAGGGCUAGCAGAGAGAUUGAAUAGACUGCAGAACCGAGAGAGGGCUGCCAUUAGCUUUUGGAGGCAUCAGUGUGUUUCUGGUGAUCAAACGCCUUCAGGUGGUAAAUCUGGGGUACUAACUGUGAAGAUUGUAGAAAUGCAUGAAGAAUGCACUGUCUGCAUAGCUAUUUGCUGUCAGCUGGGACAGAUAUGUGCUGACAACACUUUUUCCAUGGAAGAAAAUGCUGACUUUCAGCCUAGACUUAAAGUUCUUUUUGCAAAAGAAACAGCAGCUCAUCUCAAGGCAGUCCCACAGGAUGUAAUACGUAUUUAUCCACCUUGGCAAAAACUUGACCUCCUGAAUGAAAACAUUCCAGUUAUUAUGAAUACUUAUUUCAGCCAGAAGGUUGUUCUUAAAGAACCAACAGAAAUGGAUAGGCCACAUUUUCAAGAGACGUUGCUUAUUAGAAGAAAUAUAUCUUUGGCCUGGAUAUUCACUUUAUUUGACGUAAAAGACUGUUUUCCUCAACCAUCUGCACUUAAUCAGGUUUCUGAUCCAGAUAUGAAGACUUCCAAGACUAUUAGCAGCAGUGAGCUUAAACCAUCUCCCUUUGCAGUUAUUUGUUUGAGUGAUUCUCUUCUUGAUGUUGUGGAGAAAGAAGGAGUGGCCGGAGAGAAAGGAAUUCGAGUCCGUGUGGUUGUUCAAAGAGUGUAUUAUUUGGCUGCUAAAGAAGGUUUAAAAUGUCAUCUUCAGGGAAAUAAUCCUUCCCCAAACAUACUAUUGUUAAAUUCAGACCUGGCAAAUGUUAGAUUGUGCCUCCUUGUUCAAGAUACUUAUGGAAUAUUCAGUGAAAUACAAUUUCAAGUCCUCUUUUCCUCAUCGGAACCAAUCCAGAAGUACAGCACAAAAUGGGAGGGAAAAUACUGUUGUUUAUCCAGAGUGAAAAUUUUGCAAAGAGUCACCAGAGGAAGAGUACUGGGGCUUUUCAGCCUAAUAGACAGUUUAUGGCCUCCACAACAGCCUCUUACAGUUCCUGGUCGAAGCCAAGACAAUGAAAUGGUAACAGCUAACCUGCUUCCUCCUAGUUUCUGUUAUAUUCUUGCUGUUGAUUCUGACCAAAGAGACAUAGAUACAGAUGAAGGAGAACACAUUUCAGACUUGUAUUUCCCUCCAGCUGUGCACAGUCUCAAAGAAAUUGUUCAGAUGGCUGCCUUACAUCACCGCUUCAGCUUUUGGGCACAUGUUGUAUAUCAAAGACUGCUGAUAACAGGGAGCACUCCUUCAAGCCAAAAGCAGCUUUGGCUAUUUGUGACUGAUUUCUCCCUGCAGAGUGAGGUUGAGGUCAAUACCCACAAAAUUCUGCCAAUCUUAGUUGUCUCAUCUUGUGUGGUCAGCAUGGAAGUGCUGGAGGCACUCAAGAGCACAUCUCCAUGUGUUAUUUUCUUCAAGGAUGCUCUUUGUGGAAAUGGUAGGAUUAUUUGCAUUGAACGUACUGUUCUCUCAUUACAAAAGCCCCCUUUGUGUAGGGCUGCUGGUUCUGACAUCACUGAACUGACUGAUCCUGUCAAACUAGAUGAGCUGGAUUCUGCAACUCAAGUCAAUUCCAUUUGUACUGUAAGAGGCGUUAUAGCUGGGGUUAAUGAAAGGACGGCUUUCUCCUGGCCUACAUGUAACAGAUGUGGCAGUGGAAAAGUGGAGCAGCAUCCACAAGGCAGAGGAUUGCUUUAUUGCAUUCAGUGUUGUGAAGCCAUAAUUUCACCAGUUGUCAAGAAGCACUUGGAAGUCUUUGUGCAUUGCCCAUCCAGACCACUGUCUACAGUAAAAAUAAAGCUGCUACAAAAGACAAUUUCUUCACUUCUGGAGCCUUCCCCCAAUGAGGAUGGGUGCUAUGAAUUGAAGAGCGUGCUGGGAAAAGAGGUGGGGUUUUUAAAUUGUUAUGUUCAGUCUGCCACCAAUCACCCAUCUAGCUGUGUUGGACUGGAAGAAAUUAUUCUCCCAGAUGUAGGAGGAAGCUAAAGGAAAUGCUGUCUGCUACCCUAUGAACUUUGUAAUAUGUAACUUGCAAACUAAACUUGUAGAUAAUGUAUUAUAUAGGCAAGUAAAUACUUAACUAGGAAGAGAUUAUUUUUCAGUCAUCUGUCAAAGAAUUUUUUUAACAUCCAUGUUGGGUAUGAGCAAGACAUUAAGUUUCCAGUUGAAGUCUACUGAUUUCAGUGAGAGGAAUAGCAGCCAAGAUAUUAAAUUUCUCCUGUUGAAAUCAGCUGACCCAGCAGCUGCUUAAUUUCCCAUGGUGUAUAUGCUUCUGUUGUACUUAAGUAAUUUUCAAAGUAGUAAAGUGCAAAUGGUACUUCCAACAAUAUUUUUCAUUACUCUUGAAGUUAUUUUUGUUAUAAUGUCCAGAAUCUUACUGGUGAUGACUUGUGCCUUUGUUGCAUGCUUGGUUUGUGCAUUCCGUAUGUGCCUCCAUGCACCUUGUCAAUCAGUUGCAAUUACCUGUAGCAAGUUAGACAAACUUAUGUUUGUGGUGACAAGUUAAACCAGUAAUAUUCCAACCAAUGAGUUUCAGGGGCCAAUAUAUAUAAUUUUUCUAAGUAGAUAUUAAACAAUUGCCUCUUUUUGUAAAAGCUUUUAAAAUUAAUUUCUGAGCUAUGUGCAAGAUCCUCAUGGUGGACUUCAGCGUGUGAAAUGUUGGGAUUCUGGAGAACUGGAAGGGAACAAUUCCUCUUCCCUGCUGCAUCUGCUGUGGAUUCUCAAAACCACUUCAGGGAUCCUGAGAACCUCCUGGAUUUUUUUUCAGGUGGCAUGGAAAGCUGGGGGGGGGGAAGUUAUAUUAUGUGCAGAAUGGCAAUCAGAUGAGUGUUGUCGGGGGUGGGGGAGAGAUUUUCCCAUUGUACGACCAGGUAUGUGACUGAUCUUGCAACCAGUGUGAUGGGAAGCCUGCUAGGGAAAUUAUUGUCUUCUACUCUAUGUUUAGGUAAUAGGAUACCAGCCAACAUGUUUUAGUGGAGAUCUGUAUUUCUUUUAAUGAUGGUUUAUAUUUGUUUCAAAUAAACGAAAUAAUUAAAGUGUUUUGCUUUCUGGUGAUGUGAUAAAAGGUGUCAAGGGCACAUGCACAGAAUGAAUCAUAAUCUGAAUACAGAAUUCCAUAAAGUGGCUAUUGUAUUACACAAUAUUAUGAAAAGCAGAGCAUAAGUUACUGUUUCUGAGUAACUCUUAGAAGUCUGGUGGUA